UUUAGUGCAAACCUUCUGAAGUACAGUAUGUCCUUAUCUAGAAGCAGGGCAUCCUUUGUGGAACAUGAAUCCUCAACUUCUACUGGGGAAAGGUCAGUGCCCAUCAGCCAUAGGCUUAGUACUAGUAGAGGAGGAAGACCAUCUGCUGCUUACAUAGGUAUUGUACCAAUGGAGAGUGUGAGCAGCUUGGGCACCAGGAUAUCCCGCAGAGCUCUCGGGAUAAGCAGUGUCUUCUUACAAGGUCUUCAUAGUUCUUGUACAACCAUACCACUAUCCCAAGGACUGGAAAAGGAACGAAUCCUAUCUUAUGAGAAUAUGAACAGAUGCUUGGUGGAUUACAUUGAAAAGGUGAAAACUUUGGAACAGGUCAACCAGGAACUUGAAGGACAUAUCCGUGCUUACCUGAACAAGAAAUCUUCCAGUGACAGUAAAUGGGGAUCUCUGAGGGAGAGCUGGGCAGCCAUUUACCAUCAGGUUGGGGAUGCAGUCCUGGAAAAUGCCCGCCUCAUGUUGCAAACAGAGAAUAUUCAAGCAUGUGCUGAAGAUGUUAAAGACAGGUAUGAAAAUGAGCAACCAUUCCGAAAGGCAGUGGAAGAUGAAAUUAACUCUCUCUAUAAAGUAAUUGAUCAUGCUAAUUUGACUAAAGUAGACCUGGAGAAUCAGAUAGAAAACAUGAAGAAAGAACUAGCUUUACUGUCAAAGAAUCAUGAAGAGGAUAUCAAAAUUCUUUACAAACAGCUUGCUUUAUCACCACUGGAAGAAUCAGAAACCCCCAUUGGAACUAGCCUGGAUGACAUUUUAAAGAAUAUCCAGAUUCACUGGGAAAAAAAUAUUGAACAAAACCAUGCUGAGACUGGCAUCUUGCUCCAAGCUAAGCAAUCCACAGAAACAGUGCCUGCUGUACAAACACAAGAGGCAGAGCUGGCUGAAUCCCUAAGGGCAGAGUUUCACGAAACAGCUUGUAAAAUACAAAGCCUGCAAGUAGAGACUGAAUCGCUGAAAACACUGAAGAGAGGCUUAGAAAACUCUCUUUAUGAUGCCAAGCACUGGCAUGAUAUAGAGCUUCAGAAUUUAGGCUCUGUCAUUGCCAAACUGGAAGCAGAAGUGAGAGAAAUCCAAGUAGAAACUGAGCAGCAGCAAAGAAAUCAUGAGACUCUACUGUCCAUUAAAACACAACUCGAGACAGACAUUGCUGCAUAUCACCACCUUCUAGAGACAGGAAACAGGUAUUUUUUUUCAUGA
Molecule: messenger RNA, 1242 nt
Organism: Python bivittatus (Burmese python)
Lineage: Eukaryota; Metazoa; Chordata; Lepidosauria; Squamata; Pythonidae
Gene: BFSP2
Product: beaded filament structural protein 2
Biological process (GO): intermediate filament organization
Cellular component (GO): cytoskeleton; intermediate filament
Molecular function (GO): structural molecule activity
Source: RefSeq, a predicted model, not a curated record